Talaromyces proteolyticus is the source of this 765-nucleotide messenger RNA. RefSeq lists its product as uncharacterized. The transcript is spliced from 5 exons. Bases 1 to 702 code for a protein of 233 amino acids. The record is from RefSeq and is a predicted model, not a curated record. NCBI's taxonomy places the organism in Eukaryota, Fungi, Ascomycota, Eurotiomycetes, Eurotiales, Trichocomaceae.
AUGGCACGCUCUUCUUCCUGGUUAAACUUGCUGUUGGGCAUAUGGGUAGCCCUUCUCUGCUCGCUAUCCCUAUCUGCUCCUUUAGAAUCCGACGAAAAUUUGCACCUCGUCAAACGAGAUGAUUCUUUAUAUACCAUAUGGAAAAGCAUUCCAGGCGCGCAAAAGGCAAUGGGUGAUUCCGCAUUGGCUUUCGGCAUAGAUCAGUCGGUGGACAAUGCCUGGGGUAUCACUUAUCUCUAUGGAUGCACAGCUCUGAUGAUUUCCGAUCCAAAAUUCGUCAUUGUUGCUCACAUGCAGCAAGAGAGCGGCACGGGAAUAAUAUGUAUCAACGAUCAAACAACGCUAAAUAACUGGCUCGCUCACACGCUUCUGCCUGCACUAGACCAGUAUGAUCCCGUUGGCACCACUGAGGUCGAGUUGAUAUACAAUACGAACAACUGCGCGUGGACCAGCACAGGUGUCCAAAGCAUCGUAACCUGGCUUACGAACAAGGAAAACUGGGGCGUGGAAAGGGAUAAUAUAUUAGGUCGGCCUUACCAAGGCAGUAGCGGUGUGGGUACGCCAAAUACAGGUCAACCACAGGGACUCGCUGUCGUCAGGUGGCUGAAACCGCAGCUCGCAGACUUCACAAUCGGUACACUCCAGACAUUCUUUAACUCCGAUACUCCAAACAGAGAUCAGAUAUUUGUACGCAAAUCUUAAGAUGUUGGCGGCAUGUUGGAGUUUCCAACAGCUAAAGCCUUGCAGGGUGCAGGUGGAACUCGG